This is a messenger RNA of Protopolystoma xenopodis, 231 nucleotides long. The record is from the annotation of a GenBank genome assembly. Lineage: Eukaryota; Metazoa; Platyhelminthes; Monogenea; Polystomatidea; Polystomatidae.
AUGGUGGCUGGAGCACUUAGGCGUGAUGUACUAGAGGGCGAGCUAGAAUAUGAGGGGAUGCAGCGACUGCACUAUUCGCGACAGAUGCCCGUCGUAUUUUCUGGGCGAAUUCCUGGAACCAAGCUUAGAAGUGGGAUGGGCCUUGUCCAGAACCCUGAAGUUGCAAACUACCGUGCCAGUCAUGUAAGCCUUCGAGCUAACAUUAUUCAUCAUUAUUUCCCUGCUUCUUAA